Molecule: messenger RNA, 2892 nt
Organism: Mobula hypostoma (lesser devil ray)
Lineage: Eukaryota; Metazoa; Chordata; Chondrichthyes; Myliobatiformes; Myliobatidae
Exons: 13
Coding region: 1-2892 (963 amino acids)
Source: RefSeq, a predicted model, not a curated record
AUGUCGCUUGUUUUCAUCACCCAUUCGAGCCAGACCAGAGUGCCGAUCGUGGGCAGAACUGCUGAAGAAGUAACGAGUAGGGAGGCCACAUCUGCCGAGUUGAUAAAGAGAAUAUCCCGCAGGAUGAACUGCUGGUCGACGGAUGGUGGAAGUGAGUUAGAGAUGGAUGUUGGUGAGAAAGAGGAAUGGAGUGGAAUGAGAAGCCCCGAUCAUAUCUACUUCUCAAACUCUGUUUCUGAAAUUAUACUUGAAGGACCAGACAAUCCUGAAAAUGGUGAUCAUGUGUUGAAAUGGAAGCCACACGCAGGGCAACGUACCCAGAAGCUGGUAACUUACACCAGAAACAGAUGGGGCAGGUGGAUAGCAGACUGGAAUGAUUACUUAGAAAACAUUGACUUACACAGGUCCAUGAGACGGAGCGAUAUUUAUCAUCCCAUAAGUACAAGAAUAAUAUAUCCCAGGUUUAGCUUUGCCGGAUUAUACACCUUGUUUCAGCCGCAACCGCAGAAGAAAAUUGUGAAAGAAUAUGAAGUAUUUGGACUCAAAGUUGAGGUAAGCCCAGAGCGGCCUGUGGUGGGCAGUGACGUCACCCUCAGCUGUACCAUCUCCAGACGCCCAGAUACCGUCAGUCUCCACUGGAAACCAGUGGGCACAUCCCAACAGAACAGGAGAAACACUGAUCAGAUCCGCCUGAAUAACACCAUCUAUCUGAUGGUCCGACACGUUACAGUGGAGGAUGGCGAGUUGUACGAGUGUCAAGUGUGGGAAAAGGAAAACAUUGUUCUCACAAGCAAAGUAUAUUUUACUGUGAAAGAUGAAUUAUAUCAAAGCCAAAAAACCAUAUAUCGUUCAGGCACAGGUCAGAGUGAACUCUACCUGAUCUGUUUCCAGAGAUCUUAUUCCUCCUGUGAUAGUGCUAGGUGGAUUUGGAAUGCACAUCUUCACCAAAUCCAGAACAGAGAAGUAGUGACUGCCUCAAGAUCACAGUCAGUCCAAGCUGACACGACUUACUUCAGGAAUCGAAUGGUGACCACAGUGCUGAAAUUUAAUGGCAAUGAUUUCAGUGCACGUAUUGUCCCAGUGCUGUCUGAAGAUGCGGGAGUUUACAAGUGCUACAUGGAUUCCGUUCUCAUUGUGACCAUUGAACUAAUCACAGUGAAAGUCACAGCUGAACCAUCUGAUUCAGUGACUGAGGGAGACACCAUUAUCUUGACCUGCUCUGUGUCGAAGGUCACCGAAUCAGUGAGAUUGUUAUGGAUCAACGGUCAUGGCAAACCUGUUCGAGAAAAGACACUGAAUGGGGAAGAGAAAUCUAUGAGUUUGAUGAUUAAGAAAUUUGAUCGAGACAGAUGGAAUUGGAAGUGCGGUUUAUUCCAUCAAGGCAGGCCCCAGCUUUUACUCCCUUUCUACUUGGACCCCAGCGAAAGCAAGAUCAAGCAGCCAUUAUCUUUGAAUCUUUAUAUGCAUUGUUUCACACAGGAAGGAAACUUUGUACUGAAAGGGCCAGAUGAUCCUGGGAAUGGUUCAAUUGAUUUGGAAUGGAGUCCACACACAGGGCAACAAACCACAAAGCGAUUGGCCACUUUUCACAGAGAAGAUCGGUGGUGGGCCGCGCAUUGGACAGAUGAGUACAGUAAAACAAACGUUUCCCGGAGGUUACAUGUGGAGUGGGGUACUCAUAACCUGAGAAUCCGGAAACCCAUCUUUGAACUUGCAGGACUGUUCACCUGGAAUCAGACACAGUCCGGUGGGAGCAUCCUGAGACAGUGGGAAAUAUUUGGGGUCAAAGUUGAGGCCGACUCACAGAGACCUGUAAUGGGCAGUGACGUCACCCUCAGCUGUACCAUCUCCAGACUCCCAGAUACCGUCAGUCUCCACUGGAAACCAAGAGGCUCAUCCCAGAGGAACAACAACACUGAUCAGAUCCACCUGAAUAACACCGUCUAUCUGAUGGUCCGACAUGUUGGAACAGGAGAUCCCAGUCUGUACACAUGGGAAGUGCAGGAAAAAGGCUCCAUUGUUCUCACUGGAGACACCAAUGUUGGAGUGGAUGAGGAUUUGCGUAUGAAGACAUACACCAUUUAUCGGUCAGACAAAGAUCACAGUGAACUUGACCUGAUUUGUAAAGUUAGUACUAAUCUCAUUGAAACCAAAUGGACUUGGAGGUCACAACAUUUCCAGAAUGAAGAAAAUGAAAUAGCUUCAACUAACAGAUCAGAACCUAUCAAGGUCAACAGGACCUACUUUGGAAAUCGAUUGGCAGCAAUAGAGGGAAAACUGAAUGACACAAACUUCAAUCUGAAGAUUAUUCCUGUGCGAUUUGAAGAUGCUGGAGUUUUCACAUGUUCACUGCAAACUUUUAAAUAUGUGACCAUUGAACUAAUCACACUUAAAGUCACAGCUGAACCACCUGAUGGUGUGACUGAGGGAGACACCAUUACCCUGACUUGCUCUGUGUCUCGAGUCACUGAAUCAAUAAGACUUGUCUGGGUCAACAGCAAUGGAGAAGUUAUGAAAGAGAAAAUAUUUAUGGAGCAGACUCAGGAGGAGAGAUCAUUACAGCUGAAUAUUACAGAAGCUACUGGAGACAGAAGGAAGUGGUUGUGUGGUUUGUUUCAUCAAAACACACCCAAGAUUUUUUUUCCAUAUUAUCUGAAGGUGAAGAUGAAUAGCUAUUCUAAACACGUCACUGUUGUAAUCACUUGGAUUGUGGCCCUUCGUCUCAUCAUUAUCCUGGUAAUGGUGUUGUGUCUAAGGAAGUGUAAGCUCACAGAUUUGGAAAAGCAGAAACAAUCAGAGGGAAACGUACAAGAAGAAUCCCACCUUUAUUCAAAUGUCAAUGAACUCCAUCAAAUCCAAGGAUGUGAUGUGCUUCCAUUAAUUAUAAGAUAA